Molecule: messenger RNA, 2000 nt
Organism: Hydra vulgaris (swiftwater hydra)
Lineage: Eukaryota; Metazoa; Cnidaria; Hydrozoa; Anthoathecata; Hydridae
Product: choline dehydrogenase, mitochondrial
Molecular function (GO): flavin adenine dinucleotide binding; choline dehydrogenase activity
Source: RefSeq, a predicted model, not a curated record
AAAUAUGACUUAAUUUUGACAUUAUUGAAAGUAUUGUCUUCUUUAGGAUCGAUUAUAGUGCAAUUAAAACCUUUAUAACUGUUACAGUAUUUUUAUAUUUAUAAAUAAAAUACUAAAUAUUAAAAGGAGUAAAUGGUUUAAGAAAAUAUAAACUAUAAAUGCUUAGUAGUACCACGGUCUUGCGGCGUUCCACAGCGUUAAAAAGUUUCUUCCAUCGCUUUUUAACUUGGAGUACCUCACACGAUUAUGUUAUUGUCGGAGCUGGAUCUGCCGGAUGUGUUUUAGCGAAUCGUCUUUCAGAAAAUCCUAAUAACAGUGUUUUAUCGUUAGAAGCUGGUCCUCAAGAUGCAUGGUGGAAUUGGAAAAUACAUAUGCCGAGUGCUAUUCAAUUUAAUUUGUUUAACGACAAAUACAAUUGGUUUUAUAAUACAGUACCACAAUCUCACAUGAAUAACAGAACACUAUAUUGGCCACGGGGUAGAGUAUGGGGUGGAUCAUCAGCACUUAAUGCAAUGGUGUAUAUACGUGGACACCCUCAAGAUUUUGACCGAUGGGAAAAAGAAGGUGCUAAAGGAUGGUCAUAUAAAGAUUGUUUGCCAUACUUUAAAAAGGCACAAAAUCAUUCUUUAGGUGAAGAUCAGUAUAGAGGUGGAAAUGGUCUUUUACAUGUAACCAGAGGCUCAACAGAAAAUCCUCUCCACCAAGCAUUUCUGCAAGCAGGUCAACAAGCUGGUUACCCAUAUACCGAAGAUUUUAAUGGAUAUCAACAAGAAGGUAUGGGAAUAUACGAUAGAACUAUUUACAAAGGAAAAAGAUGGAGUACAUCACAGGCUUACCUUCACCCUGCAUUGAAAAGAAAAAAUUUAGAUGCUCAACAUGGGGCUUUUACAACCAAAAUUUUAUUUGAAGGUACAAAAGCAAUAGGUGUUGAAUAUGUUCAAAACUCUGAGAUUCGAAAAGCAAAAGCAAACAAAGAAGUGAUAUUGUCUGGAGGAGCCAUUAACACCCCUCAAUUAAUGAUGCUAUCAGGCAUCGGAGACCAAGAAGAACUUGCUCAUCAUGGUAUACAAUGUGUUGCGCAUGUUCCAGGAGUUGGAAAGAAUUUGCAGGAUCAUCUUGACGUAUACAUUCAACAACGGUGUCUUCAGCCCAUAACAUUAUAUAAGUACACUCGGCUUUGGAGGAUGCCAUUAGAUGGUGCAAUCUGGCUUUUAAGUAAAAAAGGAAUCUGCAGUUCAAAUAAUAUUGAUGUAGGAGCUUUUAUUCGUUCGCAAGAUGGGUUACCCCAUUCAGACAUUCAACUUAUUUUUUUACCUCUUCUUGUGAGUGAUCAUGGGAGAAAAGAAGAAAACGGACAUGGUUAUCAAGUUCAUGCAGGAACCUUACGUGCAACAAGCUGCGGGUAUAUUGCACUUAAAUCUGCAAAUCCAAGAGAUCAUCCUUGGAUAAAUCCAAACUAUCUGGCGACGCAAGAAGACAUAGUUGAUAUGCGAGAAUGUGUCAAAUUAACACGCGAGAUUUUGUCGCAAGAUGCCUUAAAACCAUUUAGAGGCGAAGAACUGCAGCCAGGUUUAAAGGUAAAGACAGAUGCAGAAAUUGAUAAAUUUGUUAGAGAGAGAGCUGAGACAAACUAUCAUCCAUGUUGCUCUUGUAAAAUGGGGAACGAAAAUGAUCCAAUGGCUGUAGUUGACAACCAAACGCGAGUUUUUGGUAUCGAAAACCUGCGUAUUGUUGACGCCUCCAUUAUGCCGUCGAAUAUUAGUGGUAAUUUAAACGCAUCAGUAAUAAUGAUGGCAGAAAAAGCUGCUGAUGCUAUUCUUGGUAAAAAACCUCUUCCACAGAUUACAGUUCCAGUUUAUGAAACUCCUGCAACUAGUCAAUAAUAACUUAUUUAUAAACCUUUUAAGAGCUCAUAUCAUAUUCAUACACUUUAGGGGAUAUCAUAGCAUUUGAUAAAUUUUUGAAAAAUAAAACAAAGACAAUUUAUAAAAUACAAAUCA